AAUACCGAGACGAACCUCGAGAUCUCACGCAUGAUAUUAAACGCCUCCAGGGUUACCCCCUCAAUUGUGGCGGAUUCAGUAACGUCUGGAAGUGCAAAUUAGCUCACUUUUUUCGAAAUGGUACCAAAAUGCGCUCGCAAUACGUCGCCGUCAAGGCUGUUAGAAUGCUAUCAAGGGACCCAGAAGUCGUCAAUAAAUUGAUCAAGAAAUUGCGUCAGGAAGUCUAUAUUUGGCAGACGCUGGAACACCCACAUAUACUGCCUCUGUAUGGCACUGCGGACGGUUUUGACACUGUCCCAGCGCUAGUUUGUCCGUGGAUGGAAAAAGGUUCUCUCCAUGGAUAUCUGGAUGAUAUGUGGAAAAUGCAGUUGCCGCCUAACAUGCAACGUCUCUUUCUUCUCCUUCUACAAGUUGUUUUAGGUCUGCAGUAUUUGCAUGAAAAGGACAUUAUCCAUGGGGACCUUAUGGCCCCUAAUGUUCUGAUCGAUGAGAAUGGGGACGCUCUCCUUGCGGACUUCGGCAUGUCGCGCCUGCUGGCGGACCAUGAAACAUCUUUCUUCAAAUCUAACAGCCCAGGCGCAAUUCGUUGGGCCGCUCCAGAAAUCAUAUCACUCGAUAAUGAAAACACCGAUGAAAAAGUUAGCGAGCCAAAUAGAACAAGUGACAUCUAUUCAUUUGGUUGUAUCAUGGUGCAGGUGCUAUCUGGCCAAAACCCGUACUGGGAUAUAAAGUCCGAACAUGCUGUCACUGUAGCCAAAUCCAAAGGCGCUGUGCCGACACGGCCUACACUACAUGCAAUCGCCGAUGAUCACUGGUGCUAUCUCGAACGGUGUUGGUCGCCGUGCGUUGAGACGCGGCCUUUGGUUGGAGAAGUUCUGGAAUACAUUCAGGCAGAAUACGACAACAGAACUUAGCUUCUUGAGCUGGCCUCUUCCGCCAGUGAUACAAACGAGUUGACCUCGAACGCCACGUUUCCUUGCAGCUGCAGCACAUGUGUUGUAUUCAGAUCGCGUGUAUUUAUUCCGUCAUGGCACGAUACAUUACUACUCACUACAUAUCCUCCCAUUAUCUUCCUGGCAGAAUUGACUGCCCUACAAUAAAUUUCUGGCUCGCAUCUGGC
Molecule: messenger RNA, 1120 nt
Organism: Suillus clintonianus
Lineage: Eukaryota; Fungi; Basidiomycota; Agaricomycetes; Boletales; Suillaceae
Product: kinase-like domain-containing protein
Exons: 7
Coding region: 129-914 (261 amino acids)
Biological process (GO): protein phosphorylation
Molecular function (GO): ATP binding; protein kinase activity
Source: RefSeq, a predicted model, not a curated record